AAUACAAAACAAAAGAAAAUUCCAUUCCCUUCCCUUCGGUUUUUCUUCACCUUCCUCUCGACGACAAAGAUAAAAUUAAAACUAUCUAUUCAGACCUUUGCUCGAAGACUCAAUCAUUCAUCCUCCUUUUUCAGGAGAAUUCUUCCAAAGGGGAGAAAAAAAAGCUGAGUCAACCAUACAUAAAGGAGCUGAGUCGUUAAAGAACAAAAUGGCAUGUAGAGGUUGUCUAGAGUGUUUGCUAAAGUUACUCAACUUUCUUCUGGCGGUUGCUGGACUUGGGAUGAUUGGUUAUGGUAUCUACUUGUUUGUCGAGUACCAGAGAGCAACCGAUAACAACUCUCUUAACUUCACUGGCGACGACCAAAGUUACGUCUCUUUCGGGAGGCCCAUGCUUAUGUCUGUCGCUCUCUCUUCCAAUGUCUUUGACAAUCUCCCCAAAGCUUGGUUCAUCUACUUGUUCAUUGGUAUCGGCGUGGCUUUGUUUGUUAUUUCAUGCUGUGGCUGUGUUGGUACUUGUUCCAGGAACAUCUGCUGCUUAUCUUGUUACUCUCUGCUUCUCAUCUUGUUGAUCUUGGCGGAGCUUGGAGCUGCUGCGUUUAUUUUCUUCGACAACAGCUGGAGAGAUGAAAUUCCUUCUGACAGGACUGGAAACUUCGACACCAUCUAUAAUUUCCUCAGAGAAAACUGGAACAUUGUGAGAUGGGUAGCUCUAGGAGCCGUUGUUUUCGAGGCUUUGCUUUUCUUGCUUGCCCUUAUGGUUAGGGCAGCUAAUACACCAGCGGAGUAUGACAGUGAUGACGAGUUUAUUACUCCACCAAGGCAGAUCAGGCAGCCAUUCAUCAACCGCCAACCCGCCCCUGUUACUGGUGUCCCAGUCGCUCCUACUUUAGACCAACGCCCGAGCCGCAGUGACCCUUGGAGUGCACGUAUGAGGGAGAAGUAUGGGCUUGACACAUCUGAGUUCACAUACAAUCCCUCAGAGUCGCACCGGUUCCAGCAAAUGCCAACGCAACCAAAUGAAGAAAAGGGUCGAUGCACCAUCAUGUGAGUCCAUGCUAAAAGGUCUUCGAAAGAGAGAGUUCAGUCAGUUCUCUUUUCCUGUUUUCUUGUCUUCGUGUGUAGCAAUCAAGAGAGUCAGUGAAACUAGAGGGUUGUUUCUAGGUUGAUGAUGAUUGACUCUUAGCAUUGGAGAUCUGUCUAAUCAACCUAGAAAACUCUUUUUGUUGUGUCUUUGUAGUCGUUUGUAAUUUCAUAUUUGGUUGUUUGAUUCGGUCCUAUAAUUCUUAUUAUAUAUAAAAUUCAUCUGCUUCAUCAUGUUA
This is a messenger RNA of Brassica oleracea var. oleracea, 1319 nucleotides long. RefSeq names its product tobamovirus multiplication protein 2A. The coding region runs from base 209 to 1048 and encodes 279 amino acids. Lineage: Eukaryota; Viridiplantae; Streptophyta; Magnoliopsida; Brassicales; Brassicaceae. Gene Ontology annotation, cellular component: membrane. The transcript is spliced from 7 exons. The record is from RefSeq and is a predicted model, not a curated record.